Messenger RNA from Neolamprologus brichardi, 1034 nucleotides. Lineage: Eukaryota; Metazoa; Chordata; Actinopteri; Cichliformes; Cichlidae. The record is from RefSeq and is a predicted model, not a curated record.
CUGUGGAGAACACUGAUCUCAUUCUUGGACCUGCCAUGUUUUGUGGAGUGGGUCUGACUGUCGGUGUCCUCGACCUGGCCAAAGUGUUUGACCUGACAGACAUGAGAAGACUUCAAGUCUCUGCACAGAGUCAAACACAAGCCUGGAUUGGACUGUACAGCGAGCCAGGAGACAACAGGAGGUGGCACUGGUCUCUGCCGGGGGAGGAAUACACUGAAAAUAAGACCUGUUGGGGAGAUGAAGAGCCAAAUGAUCAUAACAAACCUGAGAACUGUGUGAGGACAGUAGACAAGUGGGCAGAUUUUCCAUGUAGUGACAAAUUUCAGUUCAUCUGCUAUGACGAAACAAUGAAAGACAAUAAAAUGUUUCAUUUGAUUGCGGAGGAGAAGUCUUGGACUCAGGCUCAGAACUACUGCAGACAGCAUCACACUGACCUGGCCAGUGGACUCGAUCAGAUAUACAGUGAAGAGUUUAAGACGCUGCAGAACUCUAAAGAACUGUGGAUCAGCCUGUUCAGAGACAGCUGGAGGUGGUCAGAUGGGAGUAACUUCUCUUUCAGAUACUGGGACAUGGACUCAUUUAAUGAUGGACUAAACAACAGGACAUGUGCUACGACUCUGUUAGAGAGAUCAGGAAGAUGGAGCUCUGCUGGAUGUGACCAAAGAAAGCCUUUCUUCUGCUAUGAUGAUAACGUGAUCCUGAUCCAAGAAAGCAAAACCUGGGAGGAAGCCCUUUAUUACUGCAGAGAGAAACACCAUGAUCUGGUUUCCAUCACCAACCGCCAGAAGCAGGUGUGGCUCCAGGAAAAAGCAAGAAACGCCUCCACUCCUUUUGUCUGGCUGGGGCUGCGCUACACCUGCACUCUGGGCUUCUGGUUCUGGGUCACUGAUGAGGUCAUUGGAUAUAACAACUGGGACUCUAACAGCAAAGUUGACGUCUGUGACAUGUCUGGAGCCAUAAAUAGAGCAGGAGAGCAGAAGUGGGUCAGUAAGUCUGAUGAUAAUAAGUUUAAUUUCUUCUGUUCUAAACAUUAA